Messenger RNA from Aspergillus homomorphus CBS 101889, 1241 nucleotides. Its product is annotated as intradiol ring-cleavage dioxygenase. NCBI's taxonomy places the organism in Eukaryota, Fungi, Ascomycota, Eurotiomycetes, Eurotiales, Aspergillaceae. Bases 81 to 1241 code for a protein of 386 amino acids. The record is from RefSeq and is a predicted model, not a curated record. The transcript is spliced from 5 exons. Gene Ontology annotation, molecular function: ferric iron binding; oxidoreductase activity, acting on single donors with incorporation of molecular oxygen, incorporation of two atoms of oxygen.
CCUGCCAUCGAGUCAGGAAACAUCAACACCAACACAUUCAUUCCUCCUCUCUCCUCUCUUUGCUUUGCACCUUCGCCACCAUGGUUCGCGCUACCACUACCUUGAUCGCCGGUCUAGCUGGUCUAGCUGGCAUGGCCUCUGCCCAUCCUGGACACGACGUGCGCGCGGAAGCCGCUGAGCGCGCUGCCUUUUUGAAGCGGGCUCCCAUGCAUGCGCGCGGCCUGAGCCAGUGCGCCAGCAAGCUCAAGGCGCGCGGCCACGAGAGCAGCAACAUCGCUCGUCGUCAGGCGACCGUGGAUGCCCUGCGUCGUCGCAAGGGAUUGGCGAGCCGCGCUCCUCUGCUCAAAGCCCGCGAUCUGACCACCGUUCUUAACACAUCCCAUCUUUCAUCCUUGGAUGUGACCGAGAACACCCAGGACUAUGACACCCUGUUCGCGUCCAACGCCAGCUGCGUGCUCGGCCCGGAUGUCACCCAGGGUCCUUACUACGUCACCGGCGAGCUGAUCCGCAAGGACAUCACCGAGUCUCAGAAGGGAGUGCCGCUGUACCUGGACAUCCAGCUCGUGGAUAGCACUACCUGCGAGCCGGUCCCGGACGUCUACAUUGACUUCUGGCACUGCAACGCUACUGGCGUCUACUCCGGCAUCCAAGCCAGCGGCAACGGCAACUCCAACGACGCAUCAAACCUAGACGCAACCUUCCUCCGCGGCAUCCAGCAGACCGACGAAUCGGGCGUGGUGCAGUUUGAGACUAUUUUCCCGGGCCACUACACCAGUCGUGCGACUCACAUUCACGUCCUCUCACACAAUCCCAACACCACAACAACAACCAACACCAACAACACCCUAACAGGCCUCUACACCACGACAGCCAACCACGUCGGCCAGAUCUUCUUCGACCAGGACCUGAUCACAGAAGUGGAGACCACCUCGCCCUACAGCACCAACACCCAGGAGCUGACCACCAACGCCAACGACUCGAUCCUGUCCGAGGAGGCCGACACCAUCGACCCGUUCGCCGAGUACGUGCUGCUGGGCGACUCGAUCAGUGACGGCGUGUUCGGCUGGAUCUCGCUCGCUAUUGAUGCCGAUGAGUCUUCUAGCAUCACGCCUGCGGCUUACUAUACUGCUGACGGCGGCGUGGAGAAUGAGAGUUCUGGUGGUGGUUCUGGUUCUGGGAGCGCCCCGGGGGGUCAGAGCUCUGGGGCUCCUGGUGGGCAGGGUCAGGGCGGUCAUCCCUAG